Messenger RNA from Mangifera indica (mango), 1058 nucleotides. RefSeq names its product transcription factor bHLH106-like. The coding region runs from base 286 to 966 and encodes 226 amino acids. The transcript has 2 exons. NCBI's taxonomy places the organism in Eukaryota, Viridiplantae, Streptophyta, Magnoliopsida, Sapindales, Anacardiaceae. The record is from RefSeq and is a predicted model, not a curated record. Gene Ontology annotation, molecular function: DNA-binding transcription factor activity; protein dimerization activity. Gene Ontology annotation, biological process: regulation of DNA-templated transcription.
UGAACGUUAUUAUAAUGGUGGCGGAUGUAAUGCGAAAAUGGGUUCUCACUUAAAUAGUUUUUAAAGAAGGAAUGCAAAGAAGAAAAUAGGCCGCUGGUUAAUGAGAACUUGGUGGUGGCACUUUUGAGCUCGGUUUGGAAGAAAAAAUGGCUAUUGAAAUAACGCCGCCCGCGAGUUUGUAAAGGGGACUCGGUGAUGCUUUGAAAACGAUGGUGCCACGGUUCCCUUAAAAAACUGCUUUCUAUUGUUUUUGUUUUUUCUGUUUAAAAUUUUCUCGACAAGAAGAUGUUUCCUUUUCAGAGCUAUCCUGGUGAAGAUUCACUGGUAAGUUCAGCGUUAAAAGUAGAGAAGAAACAAACCGAAGCAUGCAAGAGUCACAAGGAAGCCGAGAGGAGACGCAGGCAGCGUAUAAACGCCCAUCUCUCCACCCUCCGUACUCUCCUUCCCGUCACCAUUAAAACCGACAAGGCUUCGUUGUUAGCCGAGGUGGUGCAGCAAGUGAGGGAGCUGAGAAGGCAAGCAGCUGACGUGGCAAGACAGGAUGGGAACUACUGCAGCAGCAGCGGAUCAUCGGAGAGGGAGGCUUGGCCGUUUCCGGGGGAGUCAGAUGAGUUGAGCCUGAGUUAUUAUCACAACGAAGGCAGAAUCGUAAAAGCAAGUAUAUGUUGCGAGGACAGGGCCGGUCUCAACCGGGAUCUAACCCGGGCCAUUGGAUCAGUUGGGGCCCGGCCAAUCCGGGCUAAGAUGAUGACUGUUGGUGGGAGGACCAAGAGCGUUGUUGUGAUGAAGUGGCUUGGUGGUGGUGGAGAUAAGGAGAUGGGAUUAUUGAGAAGGGCUAUGAAAGAUGCUGUGGAGAAUCGGGCCUCCUCCACUUAUGGAAUGGGCCAGGCCUUUGAGGGAAAUAAACGGCCCCGCGUUGGUGGUUUACCAAACGAGAAUGAUGAUGAUCACCUUGUAGUACUCUGAAUUUUAUAUAUAAUAUUAGUCACUAAUUUCUUAUGAAAAUUUAUCGACGUAAUGUUUACUACUUAUGGAAUAGAAAGUUAUACAUUUAAGAG